Messenger RNA from Gossypium arboreum, 1272 nucleotides. RefSeq lists its product as uncharacterized. The record is from RefSeq and is a predicted model, not a curated record. Gene Ontology annotation, molecular function: hydrolase activity. Bases 164 to 1120 code for a protein of 318 amino acids. The transcript is spliced from 4 exons. Lineage: Eukaryota; Viridiplantae; Streptophyta; Magnoliopsida; Malvales; Malvaceae.
AUUAUCUUUUGUCAAAUUCCAAAGUUUCUGAUUUUGAAUUUUUCAUUCAAGGUUCAAGCUCACCCAAUUUUAUCGUGAACUAUUGUCAUAGGAUCAAAUCACCUACUUUGGUUUCCGCUGAACACCAAGCUACUCUUAUCUUUUGCCUUGAGAAGUGAAAGAAAUGAAUGAGGUGAGUCACCGAAGGAUAAAAACAAAUGGGAUAUGGGUGCACAUAGCAGAGCAAGGGAGAGGGCCAUUGGUUCUAUUGCUUCAUGGCUUCCCAGAAAUAUGGUAUUCAUGGCGCCACCAGAUCAGUUUCUUGGCUAACCAUGGCUAUCAUGUAGUUGCUCCCGAUUUGAGAGGCUAUGGAGACUCCGACUCUCCUCUUAGCCCAAGUUCGUACACUUUUAUGCACUAUGUUGGGGACAUCAUUGGCUUGCUUGACCAUCUUGGGGAACAGCAGGCUUUCGUAGUAGGACAUGACGUGGGAGCUGCUAUUGCCUGGCAUUUAUCCCUGUUUAGGCCUGAGAGGGUCAAAGCAUCGAUCAACUUAGGCGUUGCAUACUUCGAUAGAAACCCGAAUGCCAAAUUAGGUGAAUCCUUAAUCAGAACGUUUGGAGAUGGAUUUUACAUUUCCAAAUUCCAGGAACCGGGAAGAGCAGAAAGGGCAUUUGCUAGGUAUGAUUAUUUGACAGUGAUAAAGAAGUUCUUGCUAAUUACACAGACUGAUAAUCUGAUAGCUCCUCCUGGAAUGGAGAUUAUUGAUUACCUGGGGACACCUUCACGGUUACCACCGUGGAUUACCGAAGAGGAACUCCAGGUUUAUGCUGACAAGUUCCAGGAAUCUGGCUUCACUGGAGCUCUUAAUUUCUACCGUGCUUUGGACUUGAAUUGGGAGCUUACUGCACCAUGGCAAGGAUCAAAAAUCAGAGUUCCAGUGAAAUUCAUGGUGGGUGAAAAUGAUAUUGGUUUUGAUAUCAAUGGUAUAAGACAAUACAUAGAGGGGAAUAUCUUCAGGAACCUUAUUCCCGACCUGGAAGUUGUUAUGCUAGAUGGCCAUCAUUAUCUCCAACAGGAAAAACACCAACAAGUCUCAGAGGAAAUUCUGUCGUUCCUUGCCAAAUUUCCAGCAGAAUAGUGUUCUCUGGUUUUUUUCGUUAUCUUAUUGAGAAAAUAACUAGAUUUGAUUUACUGUUUAUCCUGUGUAUUCUCGUCUUGUAGUGUAGCAAAGUUAAUCUUCAAUAAGGAAAAAAACUCCAUAAUAAAAGCUUUAGUCAGACAUUAGUAAAA